AUGGGACAGAAAAAAUUGGAUGUCAACACUUGCCCCCGAGAGACUUCAUGCGAACCAGAUUGUUUGGCCAGGUACGUACACAAAAAAACAGAUUUAGAAUUUGAAUUUUAUACGUUCAUAAUUUUAUGCCAUGACAUCCUUAAUGGCUACAACGUUGAUGUUGUUAUCAACGAUGUCAAGAGAUUCCUGUUGGAAACACAUUCAGAGAUAAUAAUCCUGGAAAUAAGUAGAGAGUUUGGCCAACAGGAUCCAUCAGAUUUUGACAGGUAUUUGGAGGCUGAGCUAGGGGAGUUUCUCAUCCACCAAGAUGACAAUGUUUUCAACAAGACUAUAGCAGAGCUAUUGCCAAAACGAAUAAUAUGCAUUUGGAAACCAAGAAAUUCUCCUGAACCUAGACAAGGAGGUCCCUUAUGGAGUUCAUGUUACCUAAAAGGUGACUGGACAAACACUGACUUACCUGAAACAAAAUUUGAAAACAAUAUGCAGCAUUUGAGCAACCAACCACCAGUAACAUCCCGGAUAUUCUUUUACAAGGUGGAGAACACAGUGACAGCACAGGCAAAUGCUAUAAACCUGUUGUUUAGUACACUGUGGGUGGAACAACUGAAUCUACGGAUUCAACCAUUUGCAAGGUUGUUUAUAAUGGAAUGUAUUUCUCGAGGUUAUGGUGAUUGAUUACAAAUAUUUUCAUCAGACUUCAUAGAGGAGGAUUUUGUGGAUGCGUGCAUUGGUCUUACCAAUGCAAGGAUCGAAGGGCAGCUCUGAAUCUGAACA
Molecule: messenger RNA, 774 nt
Organism: Solanum tuberosum (potato)
Lineage: Eukaryota; Viridiplantae; Streptophyta; Magnoliopsida; Solanales; Solanaceae
Exons: 2
Coding region: 1-675 (224 amino acids)
Biological process (GO): lipid metabolic process
Molecular function (GO): phosphoric diester hydrolase activity
Source: RefSeq, a predicted model, not a curated record